UCUAGAGGAAAAUAGAUAAGAUAGGGAAUUUUUAACACACCACACUCAAAAAUCUGGAAGGCCUCUCAAAGGUUACGGAUGUCAAUAGUAAAGUGAAAGUCACGUGCUUAAAGAUGGCCUCUUGUGUAUCGAGAUCCUUAUUAAAAAAUGUUUCUGCACUAAGGCAUUUAAGUGUUAGAAACUGUUAUGCUAAAACAUAUGAAAAUUUAAGAAUUGACAAAAAUACCAAAGUCAUUUGCCAAGGAUUUACAGGAAAACAGGGUACAUUCCACAGUCAACAAGCAUUGGAGUAUGGAACUAACCUGGUUGGUGGUGUAUCUCCGAACAAAGCUGGCACUACUCAUCUAGGUCUUCCAGUUUUUAAGUCUGUUAAAGAGGCUUCUGAAAAAACUGGUGCUACAGCAACAGUAAUUUAUGUUCCUGCUUCAGCUGCGGCUGCUGCCAUUUUAGAAGCUAUUGAUGCAGAAAUCCCUCUUGUUGUUUGUAUUACUGAAGGCAUACCACAACAAGAUAUGGUGCGAGUUAAGCACAGACUAGUCAACCAAAGCAAAACUCGUCUUGUGGGCCCUAACUGUCCAGGAAUAAUAAAGCCUGGGGGAUGCAAAAUAGGAAUUAUGCCAGGCCAUAUUCAUCAGAGUGGAAAGAUUGGUAUUGUUUCCAGAUCUGGUACUUUAACUUAUGAAGCUGUUCACCAAACUACUGUUGCUGGAUUAGGACAGUCUCUAUGUGUAGGAAUUGGAGGGGACCCUUUUAAUGGAACAAACUUCAUUGAUUGCCUUAGUAUAUUUUUAAAUGAUCCUGAAACUAAAGGUAUUAUAUUAAUAGGAGAAAUCGGUGGAGGUGAAGAAGAAAAAGCAGCUGAAUAUUUGACAAAGCACAAUACUGGGAGCAAUGCUAAACCUGUGGUUUCAUUUAUUGCUGGUCUCACUGCCCCUCCUGGUAGAAGAAUGGGCCACGCUGGUGCAAUUAUUUCUGGUGGAAAAGGUGGUGCAAUGCAGAAGAUAGAAGCUUUACAAGCUGCUGGAGUUAUAGUUACAAGAUCUCCUGCACAAAUGGGUUCAACCAUUCUUCAGUAUGUUAAACCUUAAGCCUGUGAUAAGAUCCUUGCCAUGUUUAUUAGCAAAAUUUUCUACCCAAGUUGUCUCAAGAAACAUUUGAUCCUGUCACCAGUUGAAAUUUCCUACUAUAUAAGCUCUUAAAUGCCAAGAGUAAAUAAUCUAUCGACUUAAACCUUGUCUUGGCAAGUUUUUAUGUGUUAAUUUUAUUCAAAAAUUUAAUGAAAUGUUUAAUCCUGCAUAUAAAUAAUUUAUUUACUGCUUUUUGAGAAGAAAUAUGAAACACUUAUAGAGAACUGUUUUAAAUAAAAUCCAAGUAUUAAUAAAAACUUUUUUUUCUGAGAA
Messenger RNA from Parasteatoda tepidariorum (common house spider), 1400 nucleotides. RefSeq names its product Succinyl-coenzyme A synthetase alpha subunit 1 (gene Scsalpha1). Gene Ontology annotation, molecular function: succinate-CoA ligase (GDP-forming) activity; succinate-CoA ligase (ADP-forming) activity. The record is from RefSeq and is a predicted model, not a curated record. NCBI's taxonomy places the organism in Eukaryota, Metazoa, Arthropoda, Arachnida, Araneae, Theridiidae. Gene Ontology annotation, biological process: tricarboxylic acid cycle. Gene Ontology annotation, cellular component: mitochondrion; succinate-CoA ligase complex (ADP-forming).